AUGCGGGAGAGUCUGGACGGCCUGCCUGAUCCUCUGGUAGGCUCCAUCCUACACAACCUGUCCGACACCGACCUGCUGAACGUCAGGGCCACCCAGCGCCGGCUGAAGGCGGCCGCGGACUCCCUGAGCAAGGCCAGGUUCCACCAGCGUUGGGGCAUCGAGUCCGUGUCGGAGGCCCCCCGCUGCGCGCCGCUCUACCUUGCCGCCCGCGCCCGCCACUUCGCCUGGCGCCACGAGCUGGGCCCCCACGAGACCCUGGCCUCCGUGGCGCUGCGCUACGACUGCGAGGCCGCCGUGCUGCGGCGCUGCAACAACCUGAUGGAUGAUGCAGUGGAGGACGUGGCGGCGUCAUGCCUACUCCUGCCGCUUAAAAAAGCAGACGCCGGGCCCAUUGGGCAGGCCCUCAACCUCUCAAGUCUCACACCCGACUACCUCGCAGAGCGGGAUGCAGGCUGGGCGGCGGUGUCGGGCUCGGGCCCGGCCACGCGUCGUCAGAGGGCUUGA
This is a messenger RNA of Auxenochlorella protothecoides, 504 nucleotides long. RefSeq lists its product as hypothetical. The record is from RefSeq and is a predicted model, not a curated record. Gene Ontology annotation, molecular function: protein binding. The transcript has 4 exons. Lineage: Eukaryota; Viridiplantae; Chlorophyta; Trebouxiophyceae; Chlorellales; Chlorellaceae. The coding region runs from base 1 to 504 and encodes 167 amino acids.